Molecule: messenger RNA, 1281 nt
Organism: Kockovaella imperatae
Lineage: Eukaryota; Fungi; Basidiomycota; Tremellomycetes; Tremellales; Cuniculitremaceae
Exons: 4
Coding region: 244-1134 (296 amino acids)
Source: RefSeq, a predicted model, not a curated record
UCUCCGUCAACAUACAGACUUCCGCACAGAAUGAAGCUCGAGAUCAGAUGCUCGGAUCAGUCAAAGAAGUACUGCAAGACGGCGCGGCUGCUGAUGAUGACCAGACCAUCAUUGCUGCCGGCGGGACACAGCCUGAGGCAUCGAGUUAGGAUGAGGGCCUUCUGUACACUUACUCAUCUUCGGUUGGCGGCCAUGCUAAUUCCCAGACCAGGAUAUUAACGGUUCUCGUGGCGGAUCAUCGUUAUGGUUUCGUUCAUGCACGAAUUUGGACUUCACAAUGGAUCCGCUGCCAAUCAUUGGCUCACCAGAAGAUAUGCAACUCGCAAUCAGAAGCAGGUCUUAAUGAAAAGCGGGUUAAAGCUUCUGAUUGACGUCGAAAUCAACGGAUUUCGUUGUUUGGCCACAGAUAUAAUGUGUACAGGCAAAGCUGUGGCAGUGGCAACUGGUCAAUGUGAAUUCAUUCGGCUCGAUCCGUGCCAGUUCUGCUUUGCAAUGGGCUAUAUAGACGAUCUUCUUAAUAGCACUCAGGCAAGAAGUGGAAAUACAUCCUACCCCUACCAGCAACGACCCAAGACGCCAUUUCAAGGAUUUCGAGCUGAUGUAUCAUGGGAAAGCGCAGAAGGUGUCAACGAUGAUGCGAGAUCCUAUGAAGAAAGCAUUCCGGAUGAAUGGAGAGAGGCAGGGCAAGGCACUUCGACGUAUUGGGAAAGUGCUGGUUAUGGAAACACGCAAGAGACCCGACAUGAAGUGAAUUCACAAGACAGCGCCGUAGUUGUCGAUGCAAUACUGGGGAUGGACCUGAGUACAAUGAGGGCACUCGGCAGCACCCUCAGCUCGAUCUACGAUACUCUGAAGUCUGGCGACCCUGGGAUACUCUCUCGCCGAUUGGUGGCUGGGGUGGACAAGCUGCAGUCUGCUCUCUCCGGUUCCGGUUUGAUUCUAGCCCCGGAGAAUACUUACGAUAGGGGUAUGCGGGCGCUGUCUGAUAAUUCAAAGUACCAGAAUAGGCUGCUUGAUAUGGACCGUCGUCUGAGUGUUGCGGAAAGUCAAGUUGCCGCGAACCGUAACCUGGCGGGCUACUGGGAGGAUACCCACUCAAAGUCGGUGAAGAGCAGAUUUGGUGUUCGGACCUAGAUAGAGCAUCAGACAUCUUUGCCCAGCCAAACUUAGCAUGCAUCAGUUUGAGCUCGUUCCUUUGGCGGUAUAUGUCAUCAGGAGACAAUUGGAUCGAUAUCACUCGUAUUGAUCGAUCAGAAGUCGACUUUGUCAAGCGCCACAGGG